AUGCUUGGUUUAUUUUUCGGAGAUAAUGGACACAGGAACGGCCGCAAGGAUCGCAGAAGCAAGAACUACCGCUGUGAUGACUCAGACUCAGAUUCUGACUACGAGGCUCCGCCUGAACACAAGGUUUCGAGGUUCGUUGGUGGUGUGUCAGAACAGCUGGUGCAACCAUUUGAAAUAGCAACAAAGUUGGUACUGAGCCCACUAGACAACUUGCUCUUCGCUCCUCCUCCCAAGCAUGAAAAGAAGGGUAGGCAGGGGCAGCACCACAGUGGGCAGAGGACGCAGCACCACAGUGGGCAGAUGAUGCAGCACCAAGACAGGGUUAUGGCUUCUAAGCUUACUCGAUAUUAA
This is a messenger RNA of Eruca vesicaria subsp. sativa (arugula), 351 nucleotides long. The record is from the annotation of a GenBank genome assembly. Lineage: Eukaryota; Viridiplantae; Streptophyta; Magnoliopsida; Brassicales; Brassicaceae.